GUCGCAACGCGUUGGCUAUGAGAGACGGUGGCGGGUGCUCGAGCUUCGACACGAACCGAUACACGUGCUGGCCCACGCGGGCUCCACGUCAUAAAGCCGAAAAUAGACAUUUGUUUACGUGCUUGGACGACGCAUGCUGGGCCUCGUGCUCUUCCUCCUCUUGCUGCUGCCAUGGUCGUCGGGCCAGCACCUCGGGAGUCCGCUGCGCUACGUCUCGGACGAGUGCGAGGCGCUCAAGCAAAGCUUGGAUGUGAUGGCAAUCAACGGCGACCAGCUCGCCAACGGCGUCGUGGGCGGCCACGUCGUCGAGUCGGACUGCACGAAGCUGCGCACGCUCAACGUGCUCGACCACCGCGACGACAACGACCAGAACCUGCUCUGCGGCAACUCGUGCUUCAACGCGACCGCGGCCACGUACGCGGCCAUGCUCAACAACGACUGCUUCCAUGGCGACGACGAGUUCGAGGUGGCCAACCAGCGCCUCUAUGCAGCGAGCUUUCAGUUUGCCUGUCAGCGCUACGCGCCGUACAAGUACUGCGUGGCACUGCUUGGCGACACGGUCGCGUCCGCGGGCGGCAGCUACGACCUCUGCAAGGACAUUGUCAAGCCGCUCGAAUGCUGCUACGAGAGCUAUCGACGCUACAUGCUCUUUGGCACCAACACGUCGGUGACCGAGAUGAACUACAUUUCGAAAAAGUGCGCCGACGUCGUCACCGACGCGUGUGCGUGUCAUCUCAACGUCUACGCGGCCAACGUCACAAACACAUAUGUCUGCAGUGCGGGGGGCCGUGCCAACGUCGCAAUGCUCCUCCUCCUUUGGCUCACAAGUUUGCUGCUGCCAUGAGCAUAAAAAAGCUUCGGUAAAUGCCUCCUACUGAGUCGUCGA
Saprolegnia diclina VS20 is the source of this 886-nucleotide messenger RNA. RefSeq lists its product as hypothetical. NCBI's taxonomy places the organism in Eukaryota, Oomycota, Saprolegniomycetes, Saprolegniales, Saprolegniaceae. Bases 134 to 844 code for a protein of 236 amino acids. The record is from RefSeq and is a predicted model, not a curated record. The transcript is spliced from 4 exons.